ACCGGUUUCAGAAACUAACAAUGGCGUCGAGUCUGAACCCAACAUAUGCCUACACGGUGGUGUACGUCAAGGACGUCGCCAAAUCCAUAGCCUUCUACUCCAAAGCCUUCGGGUACGCGGUACGUCGUAUAGACGAGUCUCACAGUGGGCAGACGACUAUAGCAUUCACACCGAAACACCAGCACGAGACGGACGAUCUCACCGGAAAAGUUCAGAAGCCGAGCUCCGGGGAAGAAAGGCAGCCCGUUGAGGUUUGCUUUGAUUACCCCGACGUCGCCUAUAAAAGGGCGGUGGAGAACGGAGCGGUGGCGGUGAGUGCGCCGGAACAGAAAGAGUGGGGACAGAAAGUUGGGUAUGUACCUAAACAGGUGAGGAUGGGAAGCUACGUCAACGAACCUAAACAGGGUUAAAUUUAGUAGUGUUUUUGUGUGCUGAUGAGCUGAUGAUGAAUAAGUGUUUUUGUGUUUCCCUCUGUAACUAAUAAAGCUAGAAGAUGAAGGGCUUGUCAACAAGAUGAAUGUACGCGCAAAAUGAAAGUGUAAACUCAUUUUCUCGAUCAAGGCUAGGGUCCGUGAUUUCUAUGACUUCUCAUCAAAUAGGUUUAUAGAGAUGUGUAUAUCAAUAUUGUCUAGGAGAUCAAGAAGACAUGUCAUGCCUUGUAUAUUGGUAAGUAAUCGCACUCCAUUAAUAUAGACAUCUCAUGAGCAUAUUUACUG
This is a messenger RNA of Fragaria vesca subsp. vesca, 716 nucleotides long. RefSeq lists its product as uncharacterized. Bases 21 to 410 code for a protein of 129 amino acids. The transcript is spliced from 3 exons. NCBI's taxonomy places the organism in Eukaryota, Viridiplantae, Streptophyta, Magnoliopsida, Rosales, Rosaceae. The record is from RefSeq and is a predicted model, not a curated record.